Molecule: messenger RNA, 1459 nt
Organism: Penaeus indicus
Lineage: Eukaryota; Metazoa; Arthropoda; Malacostraca; Decapoda; Penaeidae
Exons: 2
Coding region: 270-677 (135 amino acids)
Source: RefSeq, a predicted model, not a curated record
AUGGUAGCACUUGAGGGCUCAUCAGCAGCAGCGGCGAUGGUCAGAGUCCGUGGAGGCUACACACGCUGGACGCCCGAGGAACGGCUCCUGAUUGCCAAGGCGUGCAUAAGGAUGGGGCCCAAUAAGGCUGCCAGGGAGCUCUCCAGGACCCUCAACAAGAAGCUGAGCAAGUCCACUGUUCAAAAUAUCCAUAAGCAGUACCUGGAAAGGGUGGCAAAGCGGCAGCUGGUCAAUGCGCCAUUGAGUCUCCCUCAGGGGAGGCAAGGACAAUGAGAGGAGGACACCCAGCGGUCUACUGGAUGGUUCGGUUCUUGUUUGUUGCUGUCAUCGGAGGCCAGUGCUGCAUUGUCUCUUCUGUUCUUUUGAAAAUAAAGAUGGAAGCAAGUGAACAUACAGCGCUGGCCAAGUGCCGGGGCGUUUACAACCGUUGGACGCCCGAGGAACGCCUUCAGAUUGGCAGGGCUUGUACAGAGAUGGGAGCCGCUAAGGCUGCACGGGAGCUCUCCAAGACCCUGAACAAGCACCUGAGUCGUUCAACAGUGCGCAACAUCCACCGUCAGUACCUUGAUAGGGUGAUAAAUAGCCACCAGUCUGACAUGCCUUCCGGCCUCCCACCUGCUAGACGGGGUCGUCGUCCAGUGCUCAGUAGAGAGCAGGGCAAAGAAUCGCAGAGUUAGUCCUUUUGUGAUCUGAAUUGAGUGAGAGGCAUAGCUGAACUUCAAUAUGACCUCAGGAAGAGGUUAAAAAGAAUUUUGGGAAAUGUUACUUUCGUAUGGAGGGUAGCACCAUACACAAAAUCUUGUUCUCUCAGCAAAUAUCAGAUGAUUCAUUAGUUGCUCUCAUUACUCUUACCUGCAAAAAAAAAAACAUUGCAUUUUUGAUGUUUUACAUUUUUAAAGUUCCUUGAGCUUUUUUCUUUUUUUCAUGUUUUCCUCUUUUAGGGCAAGAUCAGUGCAUUCAAAUUCAGUGAUGCUUAUCCCCUGAAACCCAUGCCUCCUGCAGCUUAUCCCUUCCCUGUGGUUGGGGCAUGUCUGUGGACGGUGUGAUACUUUGAGGGCAUGGCUGAACCAAAAGCACACCUAUAGGGAGUGGUGUGCAAAGAGGUCUUGUCAGUAUAGAAAAUUUGGCAUAUAGUUGAUACAGGAAAGGGAUGGACUGGGAUAGGUUUGUUUGGAAUGGACAGGGUGAUCAAACCUUGCAUCUUUUGGCAGACUUACCCUGCAGUGAAGGGUUGACGGGAUAAAUACAAGUUCAAAGCAUAAUUCAAGGUUUAAAACCACUUGAAAAAGGUCUGUUGAUAUCAAAUUGAAAGCCUUUUUUGGUUUAAAAGUGUUUUUAUAUAUUAUGUGUGAAGAGAAAUAAAAUUUGAUCACAAGAAGUAUAGUUAAGCAAAUGUGAGUGUUGUAAAAACUUUAUUUGAAGGGACCCCUCUCUCUCUCACUCUCUCUCUCUCUCUCUC